Messenger RNA from Oldenlandia corymbosa var. corymbosa, 2728 nucleotides. NCBI's taxonomy places the organism in Eukaryota, Viridiplantae, Streptophyta, Magnoliopsida, Gentianales, Rubiaceae. The record is from the annotation of a GenBank genome assembly.
AGCGUCAUAUCCUUAAAAUUCUUUUUGCUUUUCUUCUCACUGUUGUUUUUUCAGCACUGCAUUGUUAUCUCUGACUUUUGCCUGUUGAUCCACUUUGCUGAGAAAUGAUUUCAAUUUGUCAAUUUCUACCCCUAUUACUACUUGUUUUACUUGCUUUCUGGGGACUGGUCAUCCUUACAUUGACUGAGGUUCAAUUGGGCUUCAAAAUCUAAUUUUUAUGGCCGCUUGACGACUGCCAAGGAUUUGCUGUGAUCUCUGAAUAAUUCAUAACCUGUGUUUUCAUCCAAUUAAGCGUCAUAUCCUUAAAAUUCUUUUUGCUUUUCUUCUCACUGUUGUUUUUUCAGCACUGCAUUGUUAUCUCUGACUUUUGCCUGUUGAUCCACUUUGCUGAGAAAUGAUUUCAAUUUGUCAAUUUCUACCCCUAUUACUACUUGUUUUACUUGCUUUCUGGGGACUGGUCAUCCUUACAUUGACUGAGGUUCAAUUGGGCUUCAAAAUCUAAUUUUUAUGGCCGCUUGACGACUGCCAAGGAUUUGCUGUGAUCUCUGAAUAAUUCAUAACCUGUGUUUUCAUCCAAUUAAGCACACAAUCUAUGUUAGGGGGUACCAAAUGAUGCCGAUAACAUGUUUCCGGGAAAGUGGACUCAUUUUGUUUUAGUGCAGUUUGUUAAUAAGUGAAUAGUAGUGAAAUCAAUGCAACAAUUAUUGUAAUUAAUUGAAAAAAUUUGUUCCCCUUUGAUUAUUUCCCUUACCGUAAUUAGCUCGAUUAAAAUGGUUACCUUUUGACUGGCUUGGUUCUUAUCUGUACUCUAAUCAUUUUCUCUUCUUUCAAGUUUAAUUUAUUUUAUUUUCUACCAAGACGCAUUUUGCCUCAAAGAAUUGGUAAGUGAGAUUAUGUCUAAUAGACUGAAUGACCAGCAAGGAAGACACAUCCGUCCCUUGCACUAACAUUUGUGUGUACAAUCCGACUCUCAUCUUUGAUAGAUUCCGUUGCUUCUUUCUCCAUUAAAGUAAUAGAUAUUGAAUCAAAUCUUUUUUUGACGUAGUAAAAAUAUUUCCAUCAAGUUGAUGUAGGUGGAAUUUUUUCUUUAUUUGAUUACUGCAUCGAAUUGUUUUGUUUCUUGAGUAGUGUGUUGCGUCGAGACAUUCAUGAUUUCUUGUUUUUCUUUUCGCAGUUCAUGUUCAGCCGCAGCUUUACAUUGGAUUUGCAGGUUGCAAUAUCAAGACAAUUAAAAGUCCAUGACGGCUUAGAUAUCAAGUGGUCUGGCCAAGGGUGGAUUUGUGCUAAGCAGCUCAAGCAUUACCCUGCAUUUUGCCUGGACAAAACCACAAUCUCGGUUUGUUCCUUUGUGCUGAUGACAGGCAAAGACGAACAAACGCGAUACCUCGCUUACUUGGAAGAUUUAUACGAGGACAUUAAGGGAGAGAAAAUGGUUAGAGUGCGAUGGUUUUACCACAACGAGGAAGUCAAGAACCUGAUUCCCGAACUAAAUGAUGCACAACCUAAUGAAGUAUUCAUCACGCCCCACGUUCAGGACAGGAUUCAUGUCAAGUGUGUAGACAAUGUUGCUACCGUCUUAAGUCCUUAUCACUACGAGAAAUGCUCUGCUAUAUUUCCAAAAGGGUUGUCAUCGGCGAUCUUUAUAUGUCAUCGGGAGUUCAAAUGCAACAAGAAAAUUAUUGAGCCUUUUCCGAUUGGUAAAUUGCGUGGCUAUGAGAGUCAAGAGCUCCUCCGGCGCAAUCUCCUCUCAUUUUUGUUGCAGCAGCAUGGCGAUGAUUCGAUUGAACAGAACAAAUGCCCACCUUCUGAUUGUCCUGCCGGGGUAUCUAAUAAUCAGAGAACCAGAAGUCGAAGACGGAAGUGUACUAAACCAGAAAGGUUUUGUUUGGCUGCAGCAAUGCCGAAUUCCUUGAUCCUGGAAAACCGUAUAGAAGAAUCCAAAGAGCCCCUGGGGCCAGGAUCUAAUCAGGUUGAUGGGGCUGAACCCUCUGGAAUUUCUUAUAGCAUGUUUGACCAGGAAAAUCAACAUAUAGAAAUCCUUUCCCUGGAUAGUGGCACUCGAGGCUGUUGGUUCAAAUGCAAGAUAUUGCGGGCCUCAAAAAAGAAAAUUAGAGUUCAAUAUUUUGAUAUUGAGGAUGCCGAUGGAGCUGGAAAGCUUGAGGAAUGGAUUCCAGCAUCUAGAGUGGCUGUUCCUGAUAAAUUAGGCAUGAGAUGUGCUGGCCGCCUUACUGUCCGUCCUUGUCAGCCUCCUCAUAAUACAUCUGACCAAUCCUUUGAGGUUGGGGAUGCUGUUGACGCAUGGAGGGGUGAUGGCUGGUGGGAAGGCGUUGUAAUUAGUUUCGACAACAACUCUGGAAGCGAUGAUUUUGAAGUUUAUUUUCCUGGUGAAAACAAGUUUCUAACGCUGCAGAAAAAUGAUUUACGACCUUCCCGAGACUGGAUCGAUGAGAAAUGGGUAGAAGUUGCAGCGAAAGGUGAUAUACUCUCAGUGAUUUCCUCACUACGCUCAUCAUCAGCUGAGGCAUCUGAGAGUGGUAGUUUGGCUGCACACCCGAAGAAAGAUGUGCCUAUCGUGCAUCCCAAGAAACGGCUGCGCGGUAACUACUCAGAUCAGGCGGGUUCCAAGGAGCCUAAUUCCAGCCUAGAUGUAGAGCCAGUUGCAAAGGAUAUGUCUUUUAGCCAGCGCAAAUUGCAUAUGAAUAAACGCAACAUGAUCGUGGUGGAUUGA